UCCAGCUUGAUCACGUACUACAAAGUAUGCGGGAUUUCCGACUCCAUCGAACUUACGCGUCGGUCACUGGGCCGCAAGUUAUCCAACAAUAGCUGAUAGAAGCUCAGAAUAUCUCCAAUGUGUAAUGGCUUCCACGCACGAGUUCGAUUUGGAAGACUUAAAUUCCACAUGAAUCCUCGCAUUCCUUUCUGACCUCCUCUCCCAUCCUCAGCUCACGACCGCCAUCAUGGACGAAAAGCCGAAUCCUUCUGUUUCCGACAAGGAAUCUGGCUCGGUGCUGAUACCCGAUGAGACUCUCCUUUAUAACGCCCAUGUUGAUGUCAGUGGGAUCGACGAAAAGAAACUGAUCCGCAAGGUCGACCUUGCGCUUAUUCCUUGGCUAUCGCUCUUGUAUCUCCUCAGUUUCUUGGAUCGAUCGAGUAUUGGAAAUGCCAAGCUCUAUAACCUCGAAGGCGAUCUUGGAAUAACGGACAAGCAGUAUCUGUUGUCUUUGACUGUAUUCUUCCUCAUGUGA
This is a messenger RNA of Marasmius oreades (fairy-ring Marasmius), 514 nucleotides long. RefSeq lists its product as uncharacterized. The transcript is spliced from 4 exons. Bases 227 to 514 code for a protein of 95 amino acids. The record is from RefSeq and is a predicted model, not a curated record. Gene Ontology annotation, molecular function: transmembrane transporter activity. NCBI's taxonomy places the organism in Eukaryota, Fungi, Basidiomycota, Agaricomycetes, Agaricales, Marasmiaceae. Gene Ontology annotation, cellular component: membrane.